Lycium ferocissimum is the source of this 522-nucleotide messenger RNA. RefSeq names its product guanine nucleotide-binding protein subunit gamma 2-like. Bases 45 to 431 code for a protein of 128 amino acids. NCBI's taxonomy places the organism in Eukaryota, Viridiplantae, Streptophyta, Magnoliopsida, Solanales, Solanaceae. The record is from RefSeq and is a predicted model, not a curated record. Gene Ontology annotation, biological process: G protein-coupled receptor signaling pathway. The transcript has 4 exons.
AUCUCAAUUUUUCUUGGUCUUAGCUAUUAGUUUCUUUAGCUUUAAUGGAGUCACCAAUAUCAAUUUCACAAGAACUUAUUAAUGAUGAUGAGCCUCAAGUAGAAGAAGAACUAAUUUCUUUAUCUUCAUCUAUGGCUGAGACAAGUACAAGACCUCUUUCAAGAAGUACAACUGGUCAUCAUUUUGUUAUGGGGAAACAUCGCAUGGCUGCUGCUAUUACUUCUCUCGAUCAGCAAAUCCAAUUUAUUCAGGAAGAAUUGAAUAAGCUUGAAUCAUAUGGAGAGGCCUCCAUAGUCUGCAAAGAAUUUGUUUCAGUAGUAGAAGCCAAACCAGAUGCUCUGCUUCCAGUGACCAAAGGACCAUCAAAUGUUAAAUGGGAUAGAUGGUUUCAAGGAGCCAGUGGGUCAAGACGUAACAAACGCUGGAUCUGAAUAACUAAUUGUCUCAUCGAAAUAUCAAAGAUAUUUAAUAAAACAUCUGGAUUAUCCUUCUUAUAUAUAAAAUCUCAGAAAAUUUUAUUUG